This is a messenger RNA of Manihot esculenta (cassava), 2361 nucleotides long. RefSeq names its product F-box protein At2g27310. Bases 130 to 1143 code for a protein of 337 amino acids. Lineage: Eukaryota; Viridiplantae; Streptophyta; Magnoliopsida; Malpighiales; Euphorbiaceae. The transcript has a single exon. The record is from RefSeq and is a predicted model, not a curated record. Gene Ontology annotation, molecular function: protein binding.
AUUGUAAAAACGAAGCCACCCUUGACUCUUCAGCAUUCUCUCUCUGCUUUCUUCUCCCUAUAAAUACAUUAGUCCCUUCAUUUCCCUUUCGAUAUUCUCUACUGAAUAAAACCAAAAACCACAAUUUCAAUGGCACCGCCAUCAAACGUCGACGGUACAGUCUCCAUCUCCUCCCUCCACCUUGACGUCCUCCACCACCACAUCCUCUCCCGCCUUGACGGUCCCUCCCUGGCCGCUCUCUCCUGUACCUCCUCUGAAUUAAACGCUCUCUCUUCCUAUGACAAACUCUGGCAACAAAUUUGCACAUCCACCUGGCCAUCCGUUAACCACCCACUUGUCACCCAUGCUGUCUCCACCUUUCCUUCAGCUCAUCGCUCCCUUUUCUCCGAUUCCUAUCCUCUCCUCCUCCACCGUCACAGCUGCCACGAUCUUGACCGUCCAUUUCCCGCAACAAGAGAAUUGAUCUCAGCCGUGGAUAUUUACUAUCAAAACGUCCCCAUCUUCUCUACGGUUGAAGCUACUGAGACGGUCACCGGUUGGUUCCUCAGCUCUCCCUUCAGGGUCGACUUAGUCGGACCGGAGGAGUUCAUCCCGACGAGGAUACAACAGAUAGGAGAAAAGAACUCGUGGCUGAGACAACUGCAGGAGAAUAUAACUCUGAGCUGGAUCCUAAUCGACCCUCAAAAAAAGCGGGCCAUGAAUAUGUCGAGCCAGAGGGCAGUUUCAGUUCGGAGGCACUGGCUGACGGGGGAAGUGCAAGUGAAAUUCGCAAGUAUCUUGGCCGGAGACGGUGGAAUGGGGUCGGAGAGGGAAAGCGUACAGUGUGAAAUAAUGGUGACUUGUGGAGGAGAGGAAGGAGGAGAGGUUCAUGUGAGGGAUGUGAGCAUGGUGAUGGAGGAUAUGGAGGGAAAGGUGUUGAGUGGGAAGGAGAGUUUGGUAAUUGUGGAUGGGGCAAUGGAGAGGGGAGAGAGGAGGAAAGAGAAAAGUGGGGAGGAAGGGAAAGAGAGAUACAAUGAGUUUGUGGGGAGAAGAAGAGAUAGGAGAGAGAGGAAGCACAGAAGAGAGAAGAUAUGGGAUUUGGUGUGCAUUGCUUCUGGGUUUUCAAGUUUGAUGGCCUUUUGCUCCUUCCUCUUGCUCAGCUGAAGAUUUUUAAUAAAUUUUUUUUUAUAUACAUAAUACGUUAUUCUUUUAAUUUGUUUGUUUUUAUAAUAUAUGGUUCACGUUGUUCUGAUGGUGUGUAAUAGGGGAUCAUCUGGGUUUGUAUGAUAUGGAAGAUGUCAUGGGGUUUUUUUUCUUGUUUUUUUUUUUUUAUCUUGAUAAAUAAUACGUUAUUGUUUCCCUUUCCCUUUCCCUUUCCCUUGCUCUUGCUCAUUAUUAAGUAUGAUGAUGUGGUUGUUAUAAGUUGGAUAUAAUUCAAUUGCGGCAACAGACACUGAUAAUACGUCAAGCACAUAUGUAAGUCUACUACUAACAUUGAUUUACAUAAAUUACUGUAAAGUAGACACUACAUAUCAAUCAAAAUGAUUAAUUAAUGCUCCGUAGUUUGAUACAAGCAAAUGAUUAAUUAUCACUGUUCUUGAACCCGGUAUUGAAUUUAGAAUACACCGAUAUUGAAUCUAGACUAUAAGGUGAGUUACAUUGUCCAAUUUCUAAAUUUUAUGCUUUUUCUUUCUUUCUUUCUUUUUUUCAUUUAUUCUACACAUAAAUAGAUUAUUAUAUAUUCAAGCACUCCAUAUAGUUAUAUAACUAAACAUAGCCGACUAGUUGGAUCAGAUUUUUGUUCGUAUUUUACUUGUUAUAUUAAUAUAAUGAUCCAAAAUUAAGUAAAGAAAAGUAAUAGCAUUAAUACUAAACAGAAUUAAAUAACAAUAAAAAGAAAGCUCUGAUGAUUGAUUGGUUGUAAGUAAUUUGAAAUUAAGAAUUAGUUGUUAAUAUUUAAUUGUAACAUUUAACUUCUAUUGCAUGUCUCAUGUCUGUCUGAGUUUCAAACAAGAAGCUGGGCCUAAGAUAGAGCAGCCCACUUUAUCCAUGCAACUCCUAGCCCAUUGAAUAAUAACACAUCCAUGCCAUCUUUCUCUCCACAGAAUCUUCAUCUCUCAACCAUUUUUUCCUGUGUUUUUAUAUUUUUCAUAUACAACAGCUCACCUCAUCUCAUCACUCUACACUAACAAGAAUUAAUAGAAAAUGGCAGCAACAUUUGGUUCCUCAUCAACUGUUGUUGGGCUGGGGAGUAACGCUGUGUCAUCCCCAACUCGCAUUUCCUCAUCCCUAGGCUCAGGUCAACUUGGUUCAAAUCCCAUGUUAGCUUCAAUUAUAACAAAACAAUUCAAUUCACUAGCCGUUUUCAUAUGUAACAUAUAU